This is a messenger RNA of Alternaria rosae, 809 nucleotides long. RefSeq lists its product as uncharacterized. The record is from RefSeq and is a predicted model, not a curated record. Bases 187 to 540 code for a protein of 117 amino acids. NCBI's taxonomy places the organism in Eukaryota, Fungi, Ascomycota, Dothideomycetes, Pleosporales, Pleosporaceae. The transcript is spliced from 2 exons.
CCAUGAUGUAAUUGCUACCAGCUACGUCAUCAUGGGUCCUAGCCUCUGCGCAAACUUCAGACCCUUAAUAAAGAGGGGAGAAGACACACUCACCCAACAACAAACACAAUCAAUUGCCACUUCUCACUUCAAACUACAUUUGACAAACCUUCUACUUCUUCCCAUUUCCACCAACACACAUACAACAUGUCUGGAACUUCCAACGUCGGUAACAGUGCGGUCUACGAGUCCCAGGACCAGGUCACCAGGUCCAACGCCGAGAUCGAGCAGGAGAAGAAGGAGAACCGCUUCCACGAGGGCAAGGACAACUCUCACAAGGCUCAGGACUCCAAGGAUGAGCGAUCCAUCGCCAACAAGCUUGAGCGCGAGGAGAAGCGUGAGAAGGAGGGUGAGGAGAAGUCUCUCGAGGACCGUCAGCGCGAGCAAGAUGCUACCCUUCCCGCACGCGCACACGGCAACGAGCCCUCCAAGGGAGCCAAGAUCGACCAGGAGCUGAGGGAAGAAGACGAGGCUAUGCUUAAGAAGAAGGGCGCCAACUAAAGUCGUUGUGAUGAAUGACGAUUUCGAUACCCCGCACACAUACUCAGCGUGUUAGGAGAUGGAGGAGGAAUAUAAUGACUUGGAUUGACGAUAAAACGUCUCCAUGAAGCCCGCCUGAGACAUGGCAAAGGCAUGAAUGAAAUAAUUUCAACUCAACAUGUGUUCCCAACAGUGUGUGAUUGUGCGAUGGUUGGAACCAGGUCACCGAUGCUUGACGCGAGAGCUCUCCACAUUGUCGUGCUUACCCCUCGGUGCUUGACUCGUGCGGC